CUUCAUGACGUACCACUCCGCGAACAGUUUAAUCUCUUUAUCUAUGGAAAAUUCCGAAAUUCCAAUACACCUCCCUUCCCACCGAUCAACCCGAUUUUCCUUCACAUAAUAAUAAUAAAUAAUAAAUAAAUAAAUAAAAUUAAAGUGUUCCGUGUGCCAAACCGUGGUGGUUUUCCGCGACAUCAGCAUUCGUCUUGACGCGUGCGCAACGGUCGUUCGAUCGUGCUGUAUUCCGCUCGUGUGUACUGUGCACAUAGGUCUAUUUUAUUUUUUCCCUAUAAAUGUCGUCUUACGUCCGUUUAUAAUGCUUGGAACAACCUCACACAGCAUCGCCAGCCACCAAACGCUGGCCGCUGUCAAUAUCAGUAUCAGAAAACGCCAAUGGAACUUGAUACCAUCCUGAUCUAUUAGGUGGACUCGUUCAUCAGGUCCUCCGAAAAACAACUAAGUGCUUCCCAAGACGUUUUUUUUUUUUGUUAAAAUUUCAUAUUAAAUUUGUAAAAUCGUAUAUUUCUUCUGUUUUUUAUUUUUUUUUUUAUCUUAGUUAUAUUUUAUUUUUAUAAUAAUAUGUAGGUCGAUUAAAUUAUAAUAUUAAAUUAUAUCAACGAGGUUGUGAAAUGUCCUUAAAGUGAUAUGUCAGUACGUUUAUCUAGCGGGUGUUUACCCGCAAAUGGCGAGAAACCACCUCUGCCCUCUUCAGAUACACCCGAUUCCAAUGGCCAACAAAAUAACUUACAAGAACAACAUCAACAACAACAAACUAGGAGUAAUAGUAUGGAUUAUUUGAAUUUUGAAGAAAAAAGACAAAUAAUUGCAUCUUCUUUGUCACUAACGGAUUUCUUGCACACAAGUGGUACAGCUACUACACCUACAUCACCUACUACCGGCAAGUUUAUUAUUGGUGAGCUUAUUUAGAAAUUUAAAAUAGGUAUUUUUUUUUUAAAAACAUACCCUUGUGAUUUAAGUAAUCAUAAAUAAACUAAAAGUGGGUCUACUUGUAAUAAAACCAGAAAUAAAACUAAAUCUAAUUCAAAAGUUAAUUUGAUGAUUCAUACAUAAUAUUAAUUCUCAAUUUUAUAUUGGUAAAAUGUUUAAAAAUGUUAAAGUUAGUAGGUUUUUUAUGUUGUUUCAGUAAUACUUUUUUAAUUAAGUUUGAUUAGGUUCUUUUGUAUCUAAUAUUAUUAAUAGAUAAUCUAGAGCCUACUUACCUAAUUUACAUCUAAUCCACUGUUUAAAAAUAGAAAGUUAUUCAUAAGUAUAAUUUGAGGUAUAAUUAUUAUUAGUCAAAUUAUUAUGAGUCUUAAUGUAUAAAUUAAAAAUAACAAAAAUUGUUUAUACAGUAAAAAUCAGAAUAAAAAGUUUAAAUAGUAUUUACUAUAAUUACUUACCUACGUAGGUAAUAUACUAAUACUUUAAUUUUAAUAAAAAUUAUUAUUACUAUUAUUAUUAUUAUUAUUUUUUGAAAAGAUAAACAUUAAUUAGAUUUUUAUACUGUGUGUGCUUCAUAUUUUCAUAAGAUUGUAAAUAAAUUAAGUACUAUUUACCUUUUAAGGUUUAUUAUUGGUCCACACAUUUUUAAGCUAACAAAUAUUUUAAUUAUUGGUACCAACUUUUUUUGAUUGUAUUUUAUAACCUGUUUAUAAGUUUCAUUUAAUGUUUAAUAACUCAUGGUUAAUAAAUUGACAUCAAUUUAUUUAUAUGAACUUAAAAUGAGAAUUUAUCUCAAUUCCACCCACUUCAAUUUUAAAUCAUUUUUAACCUCGUUUUUAACUAUUUAUAAAUUUAACAUAUUUAGUAUUUUGAUUUUAUUUUUCUUAAAUAAAUUUUAAUUCCCUAUCUACUAUCUAACCAUCAAAUAUGAUUAAUUUUAAACUAUUAUUUUUUGAAUGCACUUCAUUUGUGCCUUGUAGUCAUUAUGUUGCAAUAAUACUUAUUAACUAUUUAGAAUGACUCAUUCUUCAAUCACUUAUGUUGUUGUUGUAUAUUUAGGUAUUAAUACUACCUACCUAUAAAAUGCAUUUUUUUACAAUUUUCAGUAGGUGGAAUUAUAUGAAAAAAUUUAUACUGAUGGCGGGUGUGCCGUAGUUUUAAUAGGGAAGUUGAAAGGGAGGAUAUAUAAAAUAAUUUAAUUUAUAUUUGUAUGCAACGAUAAACCAUUGCUAACAAAAGACGAUUCUGAGAAAAGAUAAAAUUAAUAAUAAUUAUGGUUUUUUCUUGUUACCAAAGUAACCCAAAAAGCAACAAAAAUUAUACAAAAAAUUGUUAGUUUUCAUAUUUAUUAAGAAAAUUAUGGAAAAUCAAAAAAAUGACUUCCCUAUUGCAUCAACUAACUGCUAAAAGAAAGUUUCUAUUAAGUUAUUGAUUGUGAGCAAGAUUUUUUUUAUAAGAAAUCUUGUUGUUUACAGACACAAAAAAAGUAAAAUCAAUAUAUUCCUCGCUUCACACCAAAUCAAAAAUUUCACUACUGUAAGCUAUUAAAUUUUAAUCAUUUUAAUUUUAAAAUCAUUAUAAAUCAUAGAUAAAAUAUUAUUUGUUACUUAUUUUAUAUUUUUAAUAAAACAUUAAAUAUUACAAAAAUUAUAUUAAAAUAAUGUAGGUAUUAGGUACCUACUCUCAAUUUGUUAUAAUACUUAUUCAGUGUUGUACCCAAAUACUUAUUUUUAUUUUAUAAUUUAUUAUUUAUGAUGAUUAUAUUAUUAUGUUCAUGACAUAUAUAUAUAUAUAUAUAUAUAUAUAUAUAUAUAGUCUGAAUAGGUUGGUAUGAUAUAGUUCCAUGUUAUACAUUCUCCAAAUAUCUUUAGAUAUUUUUAUUAUACUGUUGUAACGGUAAAUUAUUGUAGAAAAAAAUAAUUUGGCCAUUCUAUUGUUAUGUUUUGUGAUCUUAUAAGGCAUUACAUUUUAAAAUAAGCCAUAGGUAUUUUCUAUUAUAAUUUAUAAUACCUACUUAUAUGUCCUGUACAUCAUCAUUAAAGUUUUAGAUAGAAUCCUAUAACAGGUAAAUGAUACUCAAGGUUAAGUUAAAAAAUUUAAUUUAAUAUAUUAAUAAAUUGAGUUUUUACAUUUUUAUUUUUAAUGGUAAACAUUUAAAAAACUUAAGAGACUUAUAAUUUGCAUUUUCUGUGUUUCUAAAGAUUAAUUUACCAUGUGUUUAUAUAAAACAAAUAAAAAUACUUUUAAAAUUGGCUUAAGACAUUAUUAUGUCUUAAUUAUGUCUAUAUUUAUUUUAUAAUUUGUAGAUGAAAAUGUUUUGAAGACGACAUCAUCAGCACUUUACAAUUGUCUUUGUAUUAAAUAAAGUUAAAUUCAAGAACAUUGUAUAUAUUGUUUAUAGUUUUUGAUUUUGAUUAUCAUUAUAUUAUUUAAUAUUAAUUUAUUACUGCUUUUAAUAAUAUACAAUUUAUAGUUUUUCCUCUGUUUAUAAUAAAUAAAUAUAAUAAACAAGGUAAUUUUUAAACAUAAACCAUUUUUAUAGCUAAAUUAUGCAUGUAUUUAAAUUCUGAUUUUUGAUAUUUUCAACUGUAGUUAUUUAUGAUACAUUCAUAUAAUUCUUAGAUUUUUCACAACAUUUAAAGAGUAUCUUGUGGUGAUAUUAACUGUAGUUUUUGUUUUAGUAAAGUCAAAAUACCUCCAAUGUGUGGCCUAUUUCCUUCAAACUUCUUCAAAUAUCAUAUUAAUAAACUUCUCACUUACAAUUAUUGUAAAUUUUGUUUAUAGAUUGUGUAAUAAAUAUAUAAAUAUAUAUAUAAAAAAAAAUAAUCAAAAUUUGAACAAAAAGUUUCUGAGUUAAUAAAAAUCUAAUAAAUACAUUGUAAUUGGGUAUAAGUUUGGUAAUUAUAAUUAGCUACAUAUGUACUAUUUAGUUAAGUCUACUCAGACAUUAUUUUAUUAUUUCAAAAUACUUAUGGAUUAAUAUUACCAUAUUUACUUAAAAAUUCCAAAAUUAGAGUGUGAAUUUAUGCAUAAUUUAACCUAAAAAAUGGGAUGGGUGGGCUUAAAAAAUCUUGUAUACAUUAUACUUUAGUGAAGUUAGGUUAGGUUUAACAUUUUAAAUUAAAUUAAUACAUAUUGUUAAUUAAAAAAGUUUUAAAUAUUUGUUAAUAUUACAAAAAUAUAUCAUAUAUUGGUUGAUCAAGUUAAUAUAAUAAUUCAGCAUUAUAUUGGUCUUAAGGUAAUUAAGUGAGUGAACAUUCAACAUUGCUGUGUAUAGAGCUAUGUAUAAUAAUUUACUUUUAAAAAUAUUAUUAUUUUCAUAAGUAUAUUAUUACAUAAAUAUAAGUUUAGUAGUUAUAGAAUGGAUUAGAAUUAUUUCUAAAUUAAUUUGUAUAUUUUAAUCAUAAAGUUUGUAAGUACUAAUAUUUCUGAUUAAAGUUCAUGGUAAAUCAAUAAUUAUUUUGUAAUUUUUAGCUAAGAAGCAAAAUGGUACAGCACUUCGAACGAAUAGUUUAGGGUCAGGGACACGUACUAGUCCAUUACAAUUAGAUCGAAAACAACCAAGCAAGUUUUCUGCGUUAGGUAAACUGUUCAAACCAUGGAAAUGGAAACGAAAAAAGAAAUCGGACAAAUUUGAAACAACAUCUAGAAGUAACUUUCAGUCUUUAAAUGUAUGUUAAUUUAACAUAAUAUUUUAUUUUGAACUUCAUAGAUUUGGAAAGGAAGAUCUCAGUACGAGCAAAUCGAGAUGAAUUAAUCCAAAAAGGAAUCCUGUUUUUAGAUAGUCCAAUGGCUCAAACACAUACGAUCUCUGAAAUUGGUACGAAUAUAAAAUAUUAUUAUAAAGUAUUUUACUAUUUAAGUAGUUUUUUUAACUAGUAUUUUACAUAUUACUAUAAAGUAGAACCUUUAUGAAUUACAAUAAUUUAUAUAAAUUAACUUAUUUUUUUUAAUUUGUUUAUUAGAUAAUUCACCCCAACUAAAUCAAACGUCAAGUGCAACAACUACUUGUGUUACUGUCACUCCUACUAUUGGUACGUCUAUGCUUUUUCAACAACAACAAAGCAGAUAUUCUAAUCAAUAUAUGAAUGGUAAGUACAAAUUGUUAAAUACAUCAAUUAAUAAUACAUAAUAUAUUAUUAGAAAGCAAAAAAAAAUGAGAAAACAAAUAUAUUUUGUAUAAUCUGAAAGAUUGUGUUUCUUAAUUCAAGUGGUAGACUGAAUAAUUGUAUACUUCUAGAAAAAUAUUUCAAUUACAUAAUUUAUACUGUUUAUGUUAUAUUGUUUUAACUUUAUAUUUUAGUUAAAUAAUAAUAAUUUUGUAAAAAUGUUAUUUUGUUCUACUCCAUGAUACUGAUAAAAGCUGCAAUUUUAAGUUUGACCCUGUGUUAUAAUUUUCAUAAAUAUCUGUAAAUAAUUUUACAUUACUUUAGCUACAAAAAUAUCUCAUAAAUAUGACUAAAAUUAAAACCUGCAAUUAGAGAAUGAAUUGGAUUUUGUUUAUUACUACUUUAUUUUAUUUACUAAGUAUCAUAUUUUUAAUUCUAUUGAUUAACUUAAUUAACUUAAUUUUUUAAGAAUAUAAUUUAAAUAAUAUUUAUAUAAUACACAAGUAUACCAUUGUAAUACUUAAUAUUAUAAAGAUUAAUAAUAUCUUUGAUAGUAUUUAAAAAAAAAAAUAAUUAAUGAUAAUGAGUUACUUAGGAUAAUAAAGAUUUAUUGUUAUCACUUAUUUUGAAUGAAAGUGAUCCAAAAGUAAUAUUUCUAUAGUUAGGAAAUUGAACAUGAAUAUUGCAAUCAAUUAUAACUUUAUUUUAAAAAUGUUGAAAUAAAGGUUCUGCAAAUUGUCAAGUGUUCAGUAUUUUAUUUAACAAUAAAAAUUUUAAUUCGUUUUUGAAUAAAAUUAAUAAUCUUAAAGUAUUAAAAUUUUAAUUUAUUAUUUAUUUUUGUAAUUUAUAAUCAUGUAUUUGAAUCUGAAUCAUGAUAUUUAUGGGUCUUAAUAAUAUAAUUUGAUUUAAUGAGGUAUAUUUUUAUAUUUAUUAUUUUAUUCAAUACAUUUUAAAAAUUUUAAAUUUUAUAUUUUUUGCUAACUAGUAUUUUAGUAUAUACUCCUUUAUAGGAAAACUGAGGCCAGUUAAUUUUAUCUCCCCAAAACCUUUAUUCAUCAUAGUAAGUUUGCUUUAACUUUAUAGUACCUAAAGUGGCAAAAAAUCUAAAGAAAACCUCAGUGAACUGAAGUGCAGUGUAUUCAUUUUUAGAUUCUCACCGUAGCGAGAAAUGUAUUGGUUUUCUAUGAUGUGUUUUAUUUUAAAUCAAUAUUUGUUUUGUUUUUCUAUCUGUAAAUCAUUUUUCUACCAGAAAUAUUAUUCUGAUGACCUAACUUUGGGUGUGGUUUAUAGUAGCAAAUUUUGUCUAUUUGGUAUUUUUCAGUUUUAUUUGUUUGAAAGGAUAAUAAAAUAAAUGGAGAAUUUUUGAUUAAAAACAAUAGUACCAUUUGCAGUGGCCUAUUUAGGGAAUGUUAAAUAUAUAUAUAAAGAAAAUUAUAAUAAACUACUCUAAAACUAUUUUUAAACUGUUGAAAAAUUAUUGAUGUUUUUAUAAAAUCAUGUUUGAUUUAUGUUGGUUUUUUAUUUUAAUCUGAAUAAAAGUGUGUCUUAGGUUUUCUUUCACUACUGAUUUGUGUAAAGUGUUUUUAGGGCCCUCUGUAAUAUUUUGCCUAGGUAUGUCUCGCAAUACCUAGUACCAGCACUCGAUAAGGAGAGGAUGGUAAGGAUAAUUUAUUUAAGAAAUAAAAUUAUAAUGUAUUGAGCAAAAUAUAUUGUUAGUGUAGUAUUCCUGUUUUACUUAUUUUUAGGAUGUUGUUAGGAUAAUUUUAAUGGAGUCUUAGUGUUAAUAGAAAAUCCUACAGAAGUUCAAGGGGACUCUUAUUAUAGAAUCUUUUUUAGGGCGCUGGUAGAAUGAUUUCACGAGAGCACGGUGCUAUUAGAAUAAUAUGAAUUGCAAAAAUACUUAGAUAUACCUUUUUGAAUUACUCUUUUCACAUUGUAGGUAUAUCUUACCAAUUUUGUGCAACCUAAGUGAACCUUCCACUUAAGAACAGUGUCCAUAUAAAUUCUUUUAGAAUUUGAAUGCAGCUAAUAUAUUAGUUUUAGAUUCUGAGCAGUGCGAGGAAUGUAUUGGUUUUACAAUGAUGUUUGUUUUAUUUUUUAUUUUUUUCUUCGAUUUUCAAUUAAGCACAUUUUCUAAAAGAAAAUCUGACUGGGGUGGUACUUUAAAUAGAUCAUUUUAUGAUUUUCCUGGGUGGUUUAAUAAUAAAUGGGACAAUGUAUGAAAUGUAUUAUUUUUAAAUCGUAAAUAAUAUGGCCUUUCAAAACAUGUGUAACCGUACUCUGCUCAGAAUCGUUUUUUGUUAGCAAUGAUGAAUCGUUGCAUAUAGAUAUACACAUUUCUUCUCUUAAUUCGCAAUUUCCCACCUACAGUAGUGCAGAGCUUGGCAAAAUCAUGUAGACACUACCCAGUGAUACUCAGAAUAGCUAUUGACUAGUUUAUAGAAGUAUAGACCAGAAUUUAUUUAUAAUAAUUAAAUAAAUAUGUGGUCCUGUAUACAUACAGUGUGUCUCACCAUGUUCGACGUAUUUUUCUUACGCUGUUAAUAUUUUUCGAUCAGUUGUCUUUGAGGGGGACAUUGAUUUGGAGGAAAAUUAAAUUUUUAUUUUCAUCCCCUAAUGACCAAAAAAAUUUUUUUUUUUAUUUCGCAUUAGAAAAUUUUCAAAAUAGCUAUUUUGUAAAAAUUAUUAUUUAAAAAAUUUGAAUAUAUCACUCAUUCAUAACUGAUGAAUAAUUUCUUAGUUAUAGCCGCUUUAAUUGGACACUAAAAAUAUUAAUAUUCAUUAAAAUAACACGUUAUGUGAUAAAGAAUUACAAUCAUCACGGUAAUUCUUUACUUUCUCUACCUAUCAAUUGUUUUUACGUCUAUUUUCUAAAAAUUAAAACAGCUAUACAAUUUUUUUUCUGUCUGUGAACAGCUUUUCUACCAGAAAACUUGCUCUGAAGUAUAGACCAUAGCUUUUAUGAACGGUAAUUUUCUCUAAUUGCAUUGGGGAGGUCAUUUUUUGAUUUUCCAUGAGGUUUUCGAAAUAAUCGGGAAAAACCGAAAGAAAAUUAUACGUAAAACGGACUAUUUAUAGUGCACUACGGUGUUACUGUUUUUGUUGUUUUUAUUAUGUUAACAUGAUAUUUUCUACCAGAAAUAUUGUUCCAACCCUAAAAUAAAAAGAGAUCGAUUUUGUUCCUUAUAAUAUUUUGCCACUGACGGAAUAAGUCAUUUUCGAUAUCUUAAGUAUUUUUCAUAAUCAUUAUGAAAAACCAAAAAAGAAUAACUAUACAAAUUUUCCAAAUUCCGAACAACGAUUUCAUUAUUUUAAAUUGUUACUAUUCAUAUAUUCUACUAUAAAUAUUGCAUUAUUGCAAUAUUGUAGUUUUUUUAAUAACUAAACAAAACCGAAAAAAAAAAUGCAGAAAGUACGGGAAAAUGUACGAAAAUAAUUCUUUUAUUAUUUUCAAUUUUUUUUUCUUUAAUUAAAUUUAGUUUAAUAUAUUCAUGAAGACUUGUAAUUUUGACAGAACACUUAUAUUUGCUCCUCCUAGACUUGAUAAAAUUUUUAUAUUUAAUAAUUUUAAUUUUUAUAUUUAUUUUAUAUUUUAUAUUUGAUCCAUUUGAUCUAUUUUUGAGUUAAUUAGAGAUAUUUUAAAUUUGCGAGUUUUGUAUGCAAUUUUUAUUCGAUAGGUACUCUGUGGAUAAUAUUUUUACGACUAAACAGAAAUGCUUGCAAAUUUAACAGAAGGUUUCUUAAAUAUCAUACUUUGUGGUCAAUGAAAAAAAAUUGAGCUAUAUGUAGUAUUUUUUUUAUAAAGGAAUUUUAAUAACAAAUUUUGAGGAAAAUCGUUUGAGUAAAAAAUUAUGUGGAACAAAUCUUGCUCCUGGACCAAUCAAAUUUUUUUUUUUUUUAUUAUAUGUAUAUGAGAUACCCAUUGCUGAUUUAAGAACAAUGGUAAGUCAGAACUGAGCGGACUGACUUAGUUUCGAAAUCAUAGCCUUUUGAAGUUCUAAUAUUAUGUGAAUAACUCAAUAUUGUCGAUUUAUAUGUAUGUAUGAAUGAAUGUUGUAGUAACUAAUGUUAUCCUAGGAGUCGUAAUUUAAAACCCAAGUUCCGUAAAAAUGGUUUUGUAAAACCACGGCGGGUAGGUAACAAUGACAAAAUAAAUUAAUUUUGUUUCAAAAAAUAAAAUUGAGGGUAAUGUAGUAUUAUUUUUUUUAUAUAAGCUUUUAAAUCAAAUUUUGACGGAAAUCGUAAAUAUUACAGCUUUUCAAAACAUGUAAAAUCUAACUUCGUUACGAAUCGUUUUUCGUUAUCAAUUAUUUAUUGUUUGUUGCUGAUAUAAAUUAAAUAACUUUAUGUGUCCCACUUUCCCUACUACCCAUCUAAAAUAGUGAUCACUCCAAUGUAAUUUUUUAUCAGAAAUCUUAUUCCAAUCAAGUAGAAACUUUUUUCUGAAGUCAAAUUUUGUAGUUUUCUGUUAUUUUCAAUUUAGUUUUUUUGUUGUAGUUCGGUUAAAAAUAAUUGUAAAAACCGGAAAAUUUCACAAAAUCUUUAUUUAUACUAACUUUUUCUACAUGUGGCAAAAUUGAGCUAUUAAUAAUAGUCAUUCAAAAUUUUGAAUUUUUACUUUUUUUAUAAAUACCAAUGUUUUCACCAGCUUUUUUUUUAACAACGGGGUAAAAAUGUUGAAACUAAUGUAGUUGUUUUUGUAAAAAUCACGAGAUUUCAUGUUUAACCGAAAAUAUAAAAUACAUAUAAAAUGUAUGUUAGGCGAUGUACAAAAUAUCCGUAAUGUACUGUCUUUGUUAUGCUUAUAUGUUUCUGGAUGAGUAUUAAAAUUUAGUAAACACGUUUGUUAAUUUUUUUAUUUCUAGAAAAUAUUUUUAAUAUUAUUUGGUAUAAAACGAAUAAUAUUUUUACAUUUAAUUAGGGGUGAUAAAAACAAAACCUUUGAAAAAGUGUUUUCGUCUACUCGUAUUGUAGCCGAUUUGUAUUUUAACUAAGUCGCAUUAAACAGAAUACGUUUUGACUGAAAUACAAUUCGGUUAAAAUAUUUAGUUAUAAUCACGGUUAUAUCUGCUAGAUAACCGUGGUUAUAAUAAAGUAUGCUCUACUAAAUUGUGAAAAAAAAUAUCCAUAUAUUAAAAUUAAUACUUCGUUUCAUAAAUUUCUUUUUAUUUUAUAAUUCAUUUUAAAGUUGAAUAUUUCUAAAAUAAUAAUACUACAAUAAUUUAAAUAGAAAAUUUUUGCGACAUUAUAAAGACAGACGUAUAUUAUACAGGCUAAUUUCCUCAACCUAAAACACUCAUUGUCACGGAAAGUAACUUUUUUCUGAAUUUGUUUUAUAGUACAUUUAAGAAAUGAGCAGCUCUACAAUUUUAAAUUUGUAUUAUUUUUCGGAAACCCAUAUUAAAAAUUCCGUAAAUAUAUGGAGUGUUAGUUAAAAUAAAUUUUGAUGUUAAAAUGUUUGAUUUCUGUUAAAUCGUUGACGAGAUUUUUACUGGUUUUCACUCUUAAAAAAAGGGUAACAAAAAAAAUGUUGUCGUCAAAGCUGGACACUACGGAUAUUUUAAUUAAAAUUGUAUAGUUAAUAAUAACACAAUAUUAUUUUAAAUGUACAUUAUCACCUUCAAAGUAAUCUCUCUCAGAAGCAAUACAUCGCUUUUAUUUUUUUUCUAUUCCACUUUUGAAAACACUUUUGGAACUUAAAGGAAUGUCUUUUUAAGAUCCUUUCCGUAUUUUGUUUAAUGUUAUUAAUUAUUUGAAAACAACAUCUUUUAAAUGUUGACUUCAACUUAGGAAACAAAAAAAAAUCACAUUGAGCUAGGUCAGGUGAGUAAGGUAGGAUUGUAGAACGACUAAAAUUUGAAUUUUAGCUGAUAACUGACCAAUGAGUUGUGGGUCGAGACAUUAUUGUCGUGAUGCAGUAUCCAAAAACCACUUUUCCAAAUGUCUGCAAUUUUUUUUCAACUUGUUCAUGGAAUCUUUUUAUGGUUUCCAAAUAUAAAACUGGUUCACUAUUUGACCUUGAGGUACCCAUUUAUGAUGAACUACCCCACGAAAAUUGAAAAAUUUGAUUAAAAUUGCUUUCACAUUUGAUCUCAUCUUGCUUGUUUUGGUUUGUUGACUUUCAUUGUAAUGAUGCUCGUUUUGUUUGAACAUCAUAUCCAUAAAUUAAAAUUUCAUCGCCUGUAUCAUUUUUUUUUUAAAGUCUGGUUCAGUUUCUGUCUUUUCAAACAAUUUUUUCUAGAUUGUUUUGUUUUUGUUUAUUUAUUAAGGGACUAGGGACAAAUUUUGUUGCUUUUCGGCUCAUACUUAAAUCUUUGACUAAUAUUUCUUGACAAAAACCCUAAGGUAUUUCUACGUCUUCUGCAACUUAUUGAAUAGUUAAUUUGAAUAAUUUCACGAACACGAGCUACAGUUUCAAUAGUUUUUGUGGUCGUGAGUCUACCAGGUCGUUUAUUUCUUUAAUAAAUAUUCUACCUUCCUUAAAUCUUUUAAAUCUCUCAAAACACGUUGAUCAGGAUAAACGUCAUCUCCAAAAGCUUGCUGCAAAAGUCGAAAAAUUCCACUGAAAUUUUUUCCUAUUUUAAAACAAAAUUUCACGCAGACAUACUGCUUCCAUAAUGCAAUUUACCACACUUCUAAAACGUAUUUACGUAAACAGACCAAGAAAUAAAAUUAAAUAUUGUUAUCAAUUUCAAACCAAUGUUCUUAGACUCGAUAAAAAUUACUUUAUCGAAUAAAAUUAUAUAAAUACAAAUUUCAAUUAUUAUUCCAUUGUAUUCUAAUUUAAAAUAUAUUUAAUUAUUUUAUUAGAUACAUUUCGAAAAUCUUUAAUUAAUUUAAUUAUAUUUUAAAUGGAAAUCAUUUUAUGAAUAAUAUUUGCCAAACCAAUUAGUUUGUUGCAUACUAUGUAAUAUACACAGUUUAAGACUAUGUAUGAAAUAUUUAGUGAUAAAUUAUUAAUGAGGCAAACUUACUAUUAGGUACUUAUAUGGGAUUUUCUCGCUUAUAAUAACUGCAUAGUACACCUUAUUAUGUUGGCCACCCUGAUUGGAUUUUAGGUAAGGCGGAAAUGAAUUAUUACGCACAGGAAAAAGUAAUGUUAUGGCGUGCAUUCUCAACUGUGCCAUGGGGGCCCCUCAAAUCGUAUAUCCACGGCAACGGUAGUUAGGUUUUUAAACUUCACAUGACGUGACCCGCUUGCAGCCCGUUGCUGUCCCGUCGUGAGUUAAUUUGUUUUUUUUUUAUGAGCUAUUGACAGUAUUCCACUAGACGAUAUUCAAAGGUCAACUUUUAAAAAUACCACCAACUACUUAGUCCAUUUUUUUAUGGAAUAUCAUCAUGCUGCUAUAGACCGUGUCAGAGGGAAAUUAUCUAUGUUAUCUAACCACACUACCCCCAAAACGACCAAUGAUGGGAUAUAUAAUGAAAUGUUCUUGUUUUCACAGAGGUAUGUUACAUAAUCGAAAACGCUGGCCAAAUAUUUUUAUUUUAUAAUGAAAACAAUUUAAAAAAUUACUUUUUAAGAUUUAAAGUAUUUAUUUUUAUUCUAAACUCCUGUUCCAAAAUAUAUUAAAUCUAUUAAAUGUGUUUUUAAGUAAAAACAAUUUAAUAAUACAAAUUGUUAAGUAAUUUUUAAUCUAUAUGACGUAUAAUGUGGUUUAUUUCGUCGUGGUUAUACAUUUUUCAUUAUAAGUAUAUAAUUGUAGAGAAAUAAUGUAUCUACAUUCUGUAUUAUUAAAGUUGCACAUUUUCUUCUCCUUUACCUUCAUCCUACUAUUUGGUCUCGACCAGAAAGUUGCAAAUUCUAAUUUAAUAUUAAAAAUUAGAUCAUUGUUAUUAAAAUAGUUAUUUUAUGUUAUAUACGACAAAGACAAAACGUUUUAACUUUACUAAAAGUAAGUUUUGAUGGUUUAUAAUAAUAAAAUUAUAUUAAUAUUUGUUUUACCUUAUCUUAGUAAACUAUAUUCCUAUUUUGUAUAUUUGAAAUACAAAUUAUAAUUUAAUUUUAGAUUGAAACUACACAAUUAUUUUAUGAAAAUGUAUUUUAAAGAAUACUAUAUUGCUUAUGAUUAGAUAGAAACCAUGUUUUAAAAUCGAAUUUUAUUGAACCUUUUUACUUCGUUGCGUGACACUUAAAAAUCUAUUAGGUAUAGGUGAGUGUCUAAUGGUGGUUUUUUUUUUAUAAGACAAUAAUAGUAAUUUAAACAGGAGUUCACUAAUAACAAUGUUAUUGUCGGUUUAUUGUGAAUUUUAUGUAAAUCAAAAGGAAGGAGUUUGUUUAUUUUAAUAAAAAAAAUCUUUGGUCACGGUUGGUAACAACUAAGAAAGGAACGUAGACUAAUAAUAAUUCUGUAAAGUGUUCAUCUAAAUGAUAUGACCGUUUAUGUAUGUGAAACAUACAAAUAUGAACAAUCAACUAACUGCACACUUUUAAUUUUAGUUAGGUUAUUUUAAAGUUGUAUAUUGUUUCAAUUACCUUUAAAAAUUUAACCUGCUCAAUAAAGUGCCAUAAUUAUUUAAAUAGUGUUCACUGUCGAUUUCAUUCAUGCGUUAGGUGCCAAACCAGUAAGUGACCUUGGUCAAGACCUAGUCUUUAUAUUGUGUUACGCAUUAUCGAAAUCAUUUGAUUUUUACUUUUCAGUUAUUAUUUUUAAACCUAUUUAAAAAAUUACUGAUACGUAGUAUAUUGUAUUUAUUAAUAGGUAAACAUAUUUUAUCUUAAUCUAUAUUUUUAAUUAUUGUAUCGUCUACGUUUACUGGAAGAGGUUUAUUUUAUAUAAUUUUAUUAUUAUCUAUUUUUUUUUCAUGAUUUGAAAUACCGUGUUUUUAUUUCAAUAUAUUUCAAUAUCUAUAUAGUGCAUAUCAUAUUAUACAAGUUCCUAUAAUAGCUACUGCUGGACGCAUUUAGGAUUUUUUGAAAGAGGUGUUCGCGUAGAUAACAUGAAUAGGGCAUCCCUAUACUUAAUAAAAAACGCUAUAAUGUGACAGAAGUGUUACCAAACUGCUGUAGGUUGUAAUUUAUGAUAAAAAAUACAUUUUAUCAAUUCAUUAUCUUUAAUAUCUUCUAUACUAUAAGAAUCUUGUUGAGCUUGGUAGGCUCAAGGACCUCUCUUUUCCCUUGCAAAAAUGUUGUUUAUUUUAACAAAAAAUGCAUGUGCAAUCGCACAUGGUGUUAACAAUUUAAAAAUGAGUUUGUUAUCGUGGUUUUUAUUAUUUUCUUGAUAUUUUAAAAAUAUAUUACCUUUGCGGUUAUUUUAUCACUAUCACUUUCGGUUAUUAUAAUUACGACCGUAUAGCUAUGCUCUACGUGUACGCUGUAGACCUAUGGUGUUAUCUAUGUGAAUAAAUUUAUAAAUAAACAGAAAUAAUAUUCAAUAAAAACAUUACAAUGUUACAUUCGAACUUAAAAAGUAUAGACAUACUUCGCAUGUGGGUGCAGCCACUGUUGUAAGUGGAAAGUUGGGAAGGUAGGCUACAGAAGAAAAUUUAAUUUAUAUCUGUGAGCAACGACAAACUAUUGCUAACGAAAAAACGAUUCUGAUCCGAGUUCAGUUGAUAAUGUUGCUUUGUCAACAAUAUAAUAUAUGGUAUUAUGUCAUAUUAUGGUAAAAUGAUUAAAACAAUGUGCAUUUCCAUGAUUGUUUAAAAAAGUUUAAAAUAAAAAAAAAAAUAAACAAAAACGGUUGCCAAUGACAAUCUUAUUUUUAAUAUUUCUAUUUUUUUUAACCUAAAGAUCGAGGUUUUCUUCAUUAUAUCGAAUAUUAAUGCGAAUUUCAAAAAAUGACUUCUCAAAAGUACCACCAAGAGAAAAUUUCUAUUCAGAAAAGGUGCUAUACUUAAUAAUCAGAAUAUAGUUUCUGGUAGACCACUAGUAUACUGUUACAUUUAGAAGUCAUUCAGUGAUUAUAAAAAAAACAUUCAUUAUUUUCUUUAGUUUUAAAUACUCAUAUUGAGUAUUUGUCAUAGACCAUUAAAGGUAAAAAGUUAAUGGUAUUUGUGUUAUCUCUUACCAAUACGUUACGGGCGUUACGGCUACUACAUGCGUAUAACCAUUUUGGUAAUAUAAUUAGCGAAGUAUAUCAAACGAAUACUCUUCGAUUACACUCAAAACACGCUCAUGUUUUAUCUAUGUAUAUUUACUUUACGGGUGUUCGCCAUUUUAUCUAAUGAAAAACGCUCAUCAUAAAUGAAAAUCUCAUAAUAUAAUUUUUGUAAUUGUCAAAUAUUAAUAGGUACAUGCAUAAUUAGUUUCGUAUUUCUUGUCUAUCAUCUAAAAUGGUUUUUUAAUUCAAUUGCUGGUAAUUACAAAUAAAACUUCUUGAAUAAAAAAUUACAAUACAAAUUAAUAAACUACACAUAUCUUUUAUUGGUCAUUGAAUAAAAUUUCCAUAAAUCCUGUUGAAGGGAGAUUUCCAGACAACCAAAACACCACCUUUGGUUGCGCCUUUGUUAUAAUAAUUUGCAUCUCUCAUAUUUUAUAUAUGUCAAUCAAAUUUGCUCGAAAUACAAAUGCUAACGACCGUAGGUAGGAAACAAUUUCGAGAGGUAAUAAUUUGUAUUAUUCCUUAAUUUUUUUUUUUAGACUGGUAAAACAUACCAAAAUAAUCAAUAAAGUGUUUGAUUUCUGAAGGUACACCCCCCUGAUCACGGCACUGAAGUGUUAACUAUCUAUAUAUACAAAUUAAAAAUAGUUUCAUUGUAUUUAAAUCACGAGAAUCUUUGAGAAAGAAAUAAUUAAUUUAAACUUAUUGCAAAAAAAAAAAAAAAAAUACGUUAUUUUACAAUAAUAUAAUUUUCACGUUGUAAUUGUUGGUUUUUUUUUUUUUUAAUUUGACGCCGGUAUCAAUAGUAUUAAUAAUAUAAAAAAAAGGCCUAUAGUAAGUAAAAACAAAACGAGGAUGUGAUACCACCCGUAUUUAAUGGGCUGUGUAAAAGUAUUAUUCAUGAAACUUGAAAAAAUAGAAAUUUAUAUCUACGCACUCAUAAUGUUCAAAUUUACUUUUAAAUAAAUGUAUUAGCAGUCUCGUAGCGUUAUCACAAUUAUUUUCUAUACCAUCAUGAUAUUAACUAAAAUGCCUAUGGAAAACUGUUUCCCGCAGAAAAAUAUUUACCUCUUUCUUUAUUCAUGCCUUGUAGCAUUCACAAAAUAAUAUAGCAUAAAACAUUAAAAAAAAUUUUAUCUUUGUCCUAGCAUUCUUAUUUCUUUAUAUACAAGAAUACAAUUGAAAUUCUGUGUUUGUAAACAUUGUUUAUACUUAUUAAUAAUUAUUGGAUAGUAUAAUUAAAAUAAAAAAGCACACUAUGACAUUAAUAAAGUAUUUCGUGGUAUUUUGGUAACUAUUAUAAAUACUGAAAAUUGACUGCGCAAAGCAGAUUUUCGAAUCGUAGUAUUACUCUUAAUAUGUUAGAUCAAAGGAAUAUUUGCUAUAUAAAAGUGUUUCAUGCAUAAAGAAAAAUGUAUGUAUCUAAUAUUUAUAAACACACUUGUAUUGAAAAAAAAAAUGCGAAUUUGUGUGUAUUCUGUGCAAUGUACAGUAUAAAAUAGUUCAGUUGACGAAAUUGGGAAAUUGGAAUUUACUUUAUAAUUUUGGUUGUAAAUAGGUACCUACUGACACUUUUGCACAUACUAAAACGAUGGCGCGUGCUGAGUCGUUUUUAGAUAAUUACGUUAGAACAGCAGCAACAUGGUGUGACAUGCGAAUUAUAAAUUGGCACUUGUCGUAUUUUUAGAAAUUCCGUCGCUACCACUACCGCGUGCCGUCGAUUAAUCAAUUGUUGAGUCACUCGACCACGGGAUAGGAUAUUAUAAUAUAGUACGUGUGAUCGUGUGUGUGUGUGUGUGUGUGUAUGCACUAUAACACAAUGCGCAGUGGGGCGACCCUUGGGUAGGGGAGUGGAGUUUUAACCCCUCUCGAUAUUAUAGUUUUUUUUUUUUUUUUAUACGAAUUAUAAUUAAUAAUUUGUUUACAAUUACAGACAUUUUCUUGUAAUUUUAAAUACGUAUACGUGUAAUAGGCUUAUUCAGUAAUUUAUUAUCCCCAAAAUAUUUCCAGGAAUUUGUUUAAAAAUCAUAUUUUAAAUUAAUAAUGAUUGCACUACUAAUAACGUGGUAUAGCAACGGCGCGAAAUCGGCAUAAUAGUGAAAAUAAUUAUCGUCGUAUUUUCGUAAAAAAUUCGGCACGAACGUGCGCUCUUGGCAGUGUAGUACUGUAAUUAAUUAUAAGUAUUAAAAUAGUGGCCCGGCGUUAGUAGGAAGAAACAGUGGCAGAGGUACGAAUUCCUCCGCUGCGGCGCCUUCGCCGCCGGAAAAGUUUUUAACGGGUGGGCGAUUUGCGGCGCUAAAUUUCCCUGUAAACAACUACACGCGAACGAAGAAGCGUGCUAGAGAAUUUCAGCUUAGUCGUUGACGUCGUGUAACGAACCAGUAAUAUUUGAUCGCCGCUUCUCGUCUAUUAUAAUAAUAUUUACGCAAUAUAGGUACUUAAUUAUAAUCGUGACAAAUAUUACUUAUAUUGUCCGUUGUCGUUUGACUCUCUCAAACUCGUUUAUAUCUAUACACGAUACACACCUUGCCCUGAUUAUAGAAUAUAUGUAUUCUAUUAAUACAAAGUAAUUACUUCGAUGAUAUUAUGGUUAACGAAAAUGUGGUGUUAAGACCUCGGACUCGCUCCGGUUUUCCGAUUGACAGAUACGGUCCCGUCGCAAUGAAAAAGAAAAGAUUGCCACCGAUUCACACGAUCGUCGCACGAUCGACAGCACUCGUCCGGAGGAUAGCAGGUAAAAUCUUAUUGCUGACAAGAAUAGACAAAAGAAGCACUUCAGUUAUGUUUAUAAAGACAAUUGUUAUAUUGUUGUCAUCACGUGCGUUAUGUUUAAGGAACUGCUAUAAGCAUCUACAGUCCUGUCGUGUACAGUGGCGUAGCCAGGGGUAGGUUUUGGGGUUGUGUUUUUUGCAUAAUCCAUUGCUUUUUUUUUAACUUUCCUACCCCUCCGUUGAUAAAUUCUGGUUAUGCUACUGUUUGUGUAAUCUUUGCACGCCUCGGAGUUGUGAAAAUAAUCCUUAUUUUUUCGGUAUUUAAUAAGUUGCUACUAUUUUUAUAUGCCUUACAUUUGCAUUUGUAUAUUAUAUAAAAUAAUAUAAUAUGUAUAAGUAUUAUAAUUUUCACAUACCUAUAUUUAUAAUAGUUAUAUAUAAACAGUGCGUAUCAAUAAUUAUUGUCAAUUUAUAUCAAACUAAUUUAGUUAAACAUUCAAUUAAAAGUUGUAUUCAUUUUGAUUAGCUUUUUAAAAACUACUUUGAAAUUCUAUAAAUAACUUAUUAAGUACCUCUCAAAUGUCUUAUCUAUGGAGGAAUCAUGCAAUUCCAAGGAAGAAAGAUAUCCACGAACAAGAUAAUAAAAAAAAAACAUUUAACCCAAAUAUUAGCUUCUUAGUUGCUUUUAGAAUUUAAAAUUGAAUUGAUGUUUUUGUGCAGAAAUGUAUACAAGCCAUACAAAAUAAAUUGAACAUUUUUGAAAUUGUUGGUUAUACAUUUCUAUUACCUUAAAUAUUUAUGUGUUAGUUAUUAGGUACAUUUUUUAUUUAAAUUAAUAAACCCUACAUUUUCAAUUUGGUUAAGAUAUUUGUACUUAAAUAUGUUUUAACAUAUUAUUAAUACUAUUUCUAAAUUGCAGAAUAAAAAAACACUUUUUUUUAAUCUUUAAAUAAUAAUGUUAUUUAACAGCAGUUGAUAUGUAUAGAUAUUUUGCAAAAGAAUAAUAUAUAAUUGGCAACUCAUGCAACCAUAGUUUUAACUAUUUCUAGAUCAUUUAUAAGUUAUGUGACGUGAAGUAGAAUGUGUAUAUCUAAUUUUAGAAUGUAUAGGCCUUGUGCAUUAGGGUUUAAGACUGAUAAUUUACACCAAGUUAUUAUUUUUGUUUUUUAACAUCCAUACAACCUACAUUUUAUAACUUUUUGAAAUCUAGACUAUAAUAUUGUCUUGUUUUAUGUAUGUUUUUUUUUUUAAAUAUUGAAAAAAAAAAAUUAAAAAAAUGUUACAAUAUUUAUUUAGACACAUAGUUAAUAACAUGUUCAAUGGAUUCUUUUAAUGUUAAAUGAUCGUUAGUUAUUAAUUUAUUAUAAAAUAUAUUAAUUAAUUGUUUUUGUUUAAUAUGGAAUACAAUUAUAUUUUUCAGUAUUUUAAAAUUUCCAAUAUAAUAAUAUAGAAUGGAAAAUUAUAAAGUACUAUAAAUCAUAUAUCUGGAAUUCUUUUAGACUUGAACAAAGAUAACAAGACUGAAACGGUGCAAGGCCAUAAUGAGCCAAUAGAAUUAAGUUUUGAGCAGCAACAGCAUGAACAGCCUAGUAGCUCAAAACCUGAGCGACCUAAUUCACUCACUGGUCCUGGUGGCACGCUCACUAGACGUUUAUUCUGUUACCAUGCGCCUAAUCAGUCGUUAUUAGCAGGAUCAGGUCAAUCACCCACUAGACCUACCAAUUCACUAUUGCCAUCAGGUAUGAUUAAUGCAAAAUAGUAUAAAUAAUUAUUUAAAUUUAUUUUCCCUGUUUGCAGGUUGUGAGUCACCCAAAUUAAAUUGUGAUAGAACGUCUCCCAUGAUUAUUUCUGGACAGAACAUGUCUCAGAUGGCCAGUGGUGUUAGGACAGGUUAUUAUCAUUCCAGCCCAAGGAUGAUGUAUAAUCACCCUGGGCAUUCAUCGUUAAUGCUUUCUGAACUACCCGAACCCCCUAUACCGGUGUCUGAAGUCGGCCCUAUACCUCCACCGCCAAUGUUCAGUUCACCAGCUCAACAAUCAUACUUAUAUCAACGUAAUAAAUUUAUAAGCAAUAUAAAAUAUAUAUGGUCUUAAAUAUUUUGUCUAAACAGAUAAUGAUCGUCAAAAUAAUCGUUCCAAUGACAACAAUGUUGAAGACAUGGAUAUGGGGACAAAUGAAGACGAGUAUGAUGAUGAAGAUUAUGAUGAAGAAGAAGAAGAUGAUGAUGAUGAUGAUGAUGAAGUAGAUGAUGAUGAUGAUGAUUCCAAUGGAUUUAGAAUUAGAAGUCGUCACAAUUUCCCUAGUCAUAUAGAACAGAUUCCUGCUAAAGAACCUGUUUUUAAUGCACAACCUCUUAAAUCAGCUCUAAAAAAACCUUCUACACCUAAUCAGAGUCAUCAGGAAUCAUCACAAUUGCUCAAGUAGGUUGUUGAAUAAUAAAUACAAAUAAAAAUUGAGUUAAAGAAUUAAAUAAAAACAAUUUGCAAUAGUCGAGGUUAAAAGAAAGAAAAGUGAAUAGUUUGCCUUUUUGCCAAUUAUUUGGCAAUCAUUGGCUCUUCAUUUCACUAUUUGUUUGUGUUUUUUUUUUUUAAUUUGUUUAUUGCUGCUUAGCAGAAGGGCUCCACUUAAGCCCAGGAUACGUUUUUGGUAAAUUGAGUUCAAUUUUUUUAUAUUUCUAUAAUUCAAAUUGGUUUUUACUAUUCAAUUAUAGUGGUGCUAAUCGUCCAGUAGUAUUUGGAAUUUCACUUCCUUGUUCAUUGCAAGAUAAUAAAGAAAAUGCUAGACCUAAUGAGUCUAGUGAUGAUGACAGUUCAGGUGAUGGACCAAUAUUAUAUAGAGACGACAAUUUAGACAGUAAGUUUAUUUAACUAGGUAUCAAUAUAGCACUAUUAUAAAACUUAUUAUUUAUGUUUUUAAUUUUUGUAAUAACUAAUAAUUAUAAUAUUUAGAUCGAUUAGCUGAGAAAAUUGCAAGAAAAGACAGUCUUGCUAUUAAAUUGGCACUACGUCCUGAUCGACAGGAGCUUAUUAAUCGUAAUAUUCUUCAAGUCCAGAGUGAAAAAGAGCGUCAAGAAACAAAAGAAGUUAUUGGUGCCCGUCUUAUUAGGUAUGUAUUUUAAAUGGAUUUUAUAUAAUUUUAUUUAAAUGGAAAAGCAAUAGUUUUGAACAUAAUAUUUAAUACAUUCUUAUAAUAAUAUAAAUCUUAAUUAAUAUAAUUUAUAUAAUAUGUCAAUUAAAAUGAUUUUGUAGACGUUUGAGUAUGAGACCAACUCAGGAAGAACUUGAAGAAAGAAACAUCUUAAAAAGUAAAAGAUUAUAUUUAUAAGUUGUUAUUGAAUAUAAUUUUUACAUAGUGAUUGAAUUCAAUUUUAGAACAAACAGCUGCAGAAGAAAAAAAAUUAAAAGAAGAAAAAAAACGUAUGUUGUUAAGAAAGCUAAGUUUUAGGCCAACCGUUGACGAAUUAAAGGAAAAAAAAGUAUAUUCAUUUAAUUUAAUUAAUUUAAAACAUUUAACUUACACUCAUAUAGGGAUUUAAAAAAAUUAUAUUUAUUAAAAUUUGUAGAUUAUUCGAUUCAAUGAUUAUAUAGAAGUUACUCAAGCACAUGACUAUGAUCGGCGAGCUGAUAAACCAUGGACUCGGUUAACUACCAAAGACAAAGCAGCUAUACGAAAAGAACUUAAUGAAUUUAAAAGUUCAGAAAUGGAAGUGCAUCAAGAAAGUAAACAUCUCACCAGGUAAAUAAAUAGUACUGACAUAAACUUAAUAACAGGUCUAGAUGUAAAGGAAAUGUAGAACUUAAUAGUUUUAAAAUACAAUUUAAAAAAUUGGUUGUAUUUUGUUUAAAAAAACUUAAACCUUAACUAUUUGAUUUUUUUUUUUCUUUAAAUAGUUUAAACUGUAAUGAUAAUAACAAAUGUGACUUCUAUAAGAGAUAAAUAUAUGUAAUAAAUACAUUUUAAAUUUAAGCCAAAUCAAAUUUUCAAUUUGUUAUCUAUAAAAUAUAAAUUGAUUAAUUUUAUGCUUACAGAUUUCAUCGACCAUAGACAUAAUACCUACAUCAUAAAUCUAAUUUUCAUAGUGUCUAAUAAGGAGAUAAUGGCAAGAAGAAGAAUAACAUAAAGAAUUGGCUGUUAAUUAAUCUUGUUUAGAUAAAAAUUAAGUUUUAAAAACACAUAAUAGUAAAUUGAAUAUUUAAGAUCAACAAAAAUAUUUAAAAACAAUAAUGUAUUGAACAAGUUUUUAUCGGAUGAGACUUAGAACCAAUAUAUUAAUUAUGAUAAAUAUUAGACUAUCCUUAUAUUGACGAAUGCUUUUGUCCGUCCACAUAGUGAUUGUGUGCAAUAUUUAUAUUUAUUAUGCAAUAAAUUUUAUAUUAUAUAAAUAUACUUAAAGUACUAUUACUGCUUCUUUUACAUUCCUCAAAGUGCUCCCUUAUGUUAAAUAAUUAUUUGCCCCUCCUUUUUUUGUUAUUGUUCGAAAGUUCAAUAUAAAAAUAAUUUAUUGUACAAUUACCAUGUUGAAAAUAAGCUCAUUGUUUUGUUUGUUUUUUUGUAAUUGUAACUGAAAAGAUAUUUAAUUUUAUUUAAUUAAUUGUAUUUAUGAAAUAUUUUAUUUAUUUCCUAAAUUAGAAUUACUUAUUAUUAUAAUUUGUAUUAUCAUCAUCAUUAUUAUUAUAACAUGUAAAUAAUUGUAGAUGUUUCUACACAAUAAUGACAAAAUUCUCUUCCUAUACCAAUUAUUUUUUGUAGUAUAAAAUUAUACUUGAAAUACAUGUUUUUUUUAACAACAAAUUGAAAACAGGUUUUAAACUUUGAUUGAUAUAUUUUAAAAAACAUAUUCUACUAGUGAUUUUAAUUUUGAAGUAUAAUUAAAAUCUUUUAAUUUUACUUUUAAAUAUAUAUGGCUAAGCGUACUCAAACCAUUUUCUUGGUUAAAUUUUGCAUGUAUUCAAAUUUUUGAAAUUUUUUAGA
This is a messenger RNA of Cinara cedri, 22764 nucleotides long. The record is from the annotation of a GenBank genome assembly. Lineage: Eukaryota; Metazoa; Arthropoda; Insecta; Hemiptera; Aphididae.